Messenger RNA from Leishmania mexicana MHOM/GT/2001/U1103, 1533 nucleotides. RefSeq lists its product as hypothetical. NCBI's taxonomy places the organism in Eukaryota, Euglenozoa, Kinetoplastea, Trypanosomatida, Trypanosomatidae. The record is from RefSeq and is a predicted model, not a curated record. The transcript has a single exon. Gene Ontology annotation, biological process: phosphatidylcholine biosynthetic process. The coding region runs from base 1 to 1533 and encodes 510 amino acids.
AUGGUGGACAUCAUUGUCUGGGCCUACGUUAUCGGUCUGUUCAUAUUCAUGUCGUGCAAGUACAUGGCGUACCGUCUGCAAGGGCUUCACUACUUCUUUCUUGACUACUGCUACUUCCACAACUCCGUGUUGAUGUGCUUUCUGCUGUGGCGGCUCGUCGACGUCAAGUGGUCGGAGCAGCCCAUCAUCUCGUGGUCAGCACACAUGCCUUUGUCGCGAUGGUUGCACGGCUACGGCGACAAUGCGUCCAACUUAGCAAUGAGCACCGCCGUUCACGCGGUGGAUAAUGAGAUGUGGUGGCGCCCAAUCCUCACUGGAACGCCGAUCCGCAGGGAUUCCUGGGCUCGCCUCAUCGUUCCCUCAGCCGAUCGCGACUACCGCUUUGACGGCGUGUACCUGCCGAUCUCGUUCGAGAUCCUCACGUGCGGCUACGUGUUGGCCCAUCUAACGGAAGCCGAGGUUAUUUCAUCCUUCAUGUUCUUCUUCACGCUGUUGGCCGGCACCUUCGGCCCCAUACUCGGGGCGAUCUUCAUGUGGCGCAAUGCACUCUUGUUUCACUCCUUCGAUCGCAUGUCGUCUUGCUACCUCCACCUGGCACCCGGCAUUGUCCAGAGCCUGCUGCUGCACCGCCUGUUCACAUCGGCGCGGCGUGAGAUCGAGAGCCUAGAUGCCGGGCGACUCUACGAGAACGUCACCGGGAUCGCCAAGCAGCUCAACGUCUCCGUUGGCCGCCUGCUUCCGGGCGUGCACACGCUCAUGUACAACAUGGGUGACGUGUCAACAGCAGCGGCAGACAGUGCUACGAAGGUGGGUAGCACGCAUCGCGGUCCGGCACGGCUGAUCUCGUCCGUCUAUUCGACCCUCACAGCGAAGCAGCAGCAACUGCGGUUCACUCAGUACGCUGCCACGCACCAGCUGGAGGCCCUCUGCGGCUACGGCACCCUCUGCUACGACCUGCGGCGCGCCGUCACCUACGGAAACCUGCUGCGGCUGCACUUUAUCAUGUUUUGUGUCUGGCAGGUCUUCUACCACACCUUCAACGAGUGGCGCAGGCACGCACGCAGGCAGUGGUGGAAGAAGCGCCUGGCGAAGCUCGAGAGGCACCAAAGGGAAUGCGUGCAUCUCACCAGUGCCACGGAGACCGGCGCGGAGCUGCUGCACUCGCCUGCUGUAAUGAGCGAGGGUGGCGGCCGCGGCAGCCCGGCCGAGCGCAUGACCUCGUAUAAAUGGAUGAUGGCGCACCCACCUGGCGGUCGCAAGGGUAUUCUCGCACGCUUUGUUCUGCUGUUUGGCGAGGGUCGUCUGCCCACCACGGUGAUGUUCCAAGUGACGCAGUGGCUUCUCCACAUGUUCUUCUUCACCUGCAGCUACCCCUUCAUCCACGUUUGCUUCCACUACAUGCUGAGCGCGUGGCCGCUGAUGGUGUUGAUGCUGGCCUUUGCGCUUCUGUGCGUGUACAACGCGGCGUGCGCGAACCACAAGUGGAUCUCGAAGCUGCAGCAGACGGCGUCAAAAGGCAUGGAAGCGGAGUAG